Messenger RNA from Misgurnus anguillicaudatus (oriental weatherfish), 3906 nucleotides. NCBI's taxonomy places the organism in Eukaryota, Metazoa, Chordata, Actinopteri, Cypriniformes, Cobitidae. The record is from RefSeq and is a predicted model, not a curated record.
AUGGAAGUGAAAGAGGAGAGUCAAGCUGAAGUGGAUGAGAAACAUCAGAUUGUAAAAAUACAUCAUAAUGUUUCACAGAAAGAAACUCUGAAGACAGAAGACAUAAAGUGUGAAAAUAGUUUCAGUGAAGAUGAACGCCCUGCAGAUCACAAGAGGACUCACAGUGAGGAGAAACUUUUAACAUGUCAACAGUUCAAUUCAAUUCAGUGUGGAAAGAGUUUCAGAAGAAAAGUUAACCUUAAAGCACACAUGAGGAUUCACACUGGAGAGAAACCACAUCUGUGCCAUCAUUGUGACAAGAGUUUCCCAGAUACAAGUAAACUUAAGAUACACAUUAGGACUCACACCGGAGAGAAACCGUACACGUGUCAUUUUUGUGGAAAGCGUUUCGGAAUAAAAACUAACCUUAAAGUACACACGAAAAUUCACACCGGAGAGAAACCACACGUGUGCCAUCAGUGUGGAAAGAGUUUUACAACUGCAUGUAACCUUAAGAAACAUUUGAUAAUUCACACUGGAGAGAAACCUUACACUUGUCAACUAUGUGGAAAGAGUUUCGGAACUAAACAUAACCUUAAAACACACAUGAGGAUUCACACUGGAGAGAAACCACAUCCAUGCCAUCACUGUAGAAAGACUUUUAUAACUGCAUGUAAACUAAAGAUACACAUGAGGACUCACACUGGAGAGAAACCUUACACUUGUCAACAGUGUGGAAAGAGUUUUGGAACAAAACCUAGCCUUAAAGCACACAUGAGGAUUCACACAGGAGAGAAACCACAUCCGUGCCAUCACUGUGAAAAGAGUUUUAUAACUACAUCUAAACUUAAGAUACACAUGAGGUCUCACACUGGAGAGAAACCUUACACUUGUCAUCUGUGUGGAAAGAGUUUCUCUGUUGAAAGAAACCUUAAAAUACAUGCAAGAAUUCACACUGGAGAGAAACCUUUCACAUGCCAUGAGUGUGAAAAAUGUUUCAGAAGUAAGAGUACCCUUAUAACACACAUGAAAAUUCACAAAGGAGAGAAACCAUGCGUGUGUUUUCAGUGUGGAAAGUGUUUCAGUACGGAGUGUCAUCUUAAGAGACACAUGAAAACUCACAGUGAAAAGAAAUCUCACGCCAGUAUGAAAAGAGUUUCAGAGAUAAACGUGGUCUUGGCCUUGACUACCACAGAAGCCACACUUGCAUUUGACCCCAAGGACUACAUCAAGUCAAAGGUGUCUGAAAGAGUGAGGAACAUGGAUACAUGGCAAUCUCAAAUGUGUUUUGUCAUUCUGAUUUAUCAAUCUGAACUAUUUACUGUCUUCAUUUUAGAUAUGAUGGAAGUGAAAGAGGAGAGUCAAGCUGAAGUGGAUGAGAAACAUCAGAUUGUAAAAAUAAACCAUAAUGUUUCACAGAAAGAAACUGUGAAGACAGAAGACAUAAAGUGUGAAAAUAGUUUCAGUGAAGAUGAACGCCCUGCAGAUCACAAGAGGACUCACAGUGAGAAGAAACCUUUCACAUGUCAACAGUGUGGAAAGAGUUUCGGAACAAAAGUUUACCUUAAAAAACACAUAAGGACUCACAGUGAGGAGAAACCUUUCACAUGUCAACUGUGUGGAAAGAGUUUCAGAACAAAAGUUAGCCUUAACUUACAUGUAAGGAUUCACACCGGAGAAAAAACACAUGCAUGCCAUCACUGUGAAAAGAGUUUUACAACUGUCAGUGACCUUAACAAACAUUUGAGGAUUCACACUGGAGAGAAACCUUACACUUGUCAACAGUGUGGAAAGAGUUUUACCCGUAAAUAUACCCUUAACCGGCACAUGACAGCUCACAGGGGGGAAAAGCCACACGCAUGCCAGCGUUGUGACAAGCGUUUCUCAUUUAAAAAUCUACUUAAGGAACACAUGAUAUCUCACAGUGAAAAGAAACCUCAUGCAUGUCUUCAGUGUGAAAAGAGUUUCAGAGAUAAACGUGGACUUGAGACUCACAUGAGAAGUCACACUGGAGAGAAACCUUACAUAUGCUCUCAGUGUGAAAAGAGUUUUGCAAGCAAAUGCACUCUUAGAUCACACAUGACCGUUCACACUGAAGUAAAACCGUUCACUUGUCAUCACUGUGGAAAGAGUUUCAGAACAAAAGCUCACCUUAAAAUACAUGUAAGGAUUCACACUGGAGAGAAACCAUAUGUGUGUCAACAGUGUGGAAUGAGCUUCACAUUUCAAGCAAGCUUUUACCAUCACGUAAGAACUCACAAUGGGGAAAAGCCACAUGCGUGCCAUCAUUGUGAAAAAAGUUUUGUAUAUAAAAAUCAACUUGAGAUACACAUGAGGUCUCACACUGGAGAGCAACCACAUGUGUGCCAUCAGUGUGGGAAGAGUUUAACAACUGCAACUGCCCUUAAGAUACAUUUGAGAAUUCACACCGGAGAGAAACCUUACACGUGCCAUCAGUGUGGCAAGAGUUUCACAGAAAAAAGUAAACUUAAGAUGCACAUGAUGAUUCACACUGGAGAGAAACCAUACACUUGUCAACAAUGUGGUAAGAGUUAUACAACUGCAGGUAAGCUUAACAAACAUUUGAGAACCCACACCGGAGAGAAACCUUACACGUGCCAUCACUGUGACAAGCGUUUCCCAGAUACAAGUCAACUUAAGCAACACAUGAUGAUUCACACUGGAGAGAAACCACAUGUGUGCCAUCAGUGUGGGAAGAGUUUUAUAACUGCAGGUGUCCUUAAAAUACAUUUGAGAAUUCACACCGGAGAGAAACCACAUGUGUGCCAUCAGUGUGGAAAGGGUUUUACAACUACAACUGCCCUUAAGAUACAUUUGAGAAAUCACACCGGAGAGAAACCAUUCACGUUUCAUGAGAAAUCAUUACCUUAAUGAACACCUAAGAAUUCACAAUGUCUGUACUUGCGUUCUUGUGAAACGUCAUCAGUCGCGGCCCAAGUACUGUUCCAAUUCCAAGUUCACAUAACAUCUCAGGAUGUGUUCUUGAUCUGCUCAUUUGUUUGAGGAUGCUUCAGAAUGUGACUUGUGCGGACUAACCACAGCCAAGUUUCCCAAAAUGCAUUUCACAUCAACGGCAGUGGAGCUUAAAGUCUGCACAAUAUUCGAAAUAUUACUCUUUCUGUGUCAUAAAAUGUAGUCUUUUAGUCGAGAAUGUAGAUGAAUAAACUUCAAAUCUGUGGUCAGUUAGUAAAGAUUAAAAUUUUCUCUGAUGAUUUUGAAUAUGUGAGUUCAAGUUGAUCAGAACCGUGUACACCGCCAAGCGCAGCCUUAUUUUGGCAAGUCCUUCUGUAAUUUCCCGCUGGCUCAGUGCAGCUGCUCUGCCCUUCAGUGUCUGAUGGUCAAACAUGAAAUAUUCCCUUUGGAUAUAUCUAACUGGCAUUUUUCUGUCUCUUUAUUAUUCAUAUGAAAUCUGUUAUUUGUUAUUAUCGUUUUAACUGAUGUUAAAGUUACAUUGAUGUUAAAGCUAUAUAAUCUUAACACUGAAUCACUGCCUUUGUACUUUAACUAGAUUUUUUUUCUUGUGUUUACUUCAUGUUGUACAAAACUUUUGUACUUUUUUAAUAAAUGGUUGUGUUUUACAUCAUAUAUUUCAUUUUGUAAUAAAUGCAUUAAUCAGACUGUGUGUUAAUCUUCAUUAUAAUGUGGAUCUACCGUGUGAAAUUGAGUAUUAGCAUUACUUUUUGUAUAGAUAACAUUGAAUUUUCAGUAAUGAAUAAUUGACAAGAGGCCGUUCAAUUUGUCGAAAAUAAUGCACACACAAGGUGGUAAUGCAUUCUCCCAACAUUACGCUUACAUUCCCUUAACAUUCUCAUAACAUUUUGAUAUUGCUCCCCUAACCUUUUUAUUGUGAUAUGCCUGAAUGCAAAUAAUCUAAAUAAUUAUGUGUUAAAAAGUGUUUAUUAUUCA